Meira miltonrushii is the source of this 1677-nucleotide messenger RNA. RefSeq names its product amino acid transporter. Lineage: Eukaryota; Fungi; Basidiomycota; Exobasidiomycetes; Exobasidiales; Brachybasidiaceae. Gene Ontology annotation, biological process: transmembrane transport. Gene Ontology annotation, cellular component: membrane. The transcript has a single exon. Gene Ontology annotation, molecular function: transmembrane transporter activity. Bases 1 to 1677 code for a protein of 558 amino acids. The record is from RefSeq and is a predicted model, not a curated record.
AUGGCAAACGAUAUCAUUCCAGCAGGUUUAUCAAAAUCAAAGCGAGAUGCUUUGAUCGCCAAUGCAGAUGCCGAAUUAUUGGCAACUUUGGGUUACAAACAAGAAUUCAAACGUGAAUUCUCAAGACUAGAAGUGUUUGGAAUCGCUUUUAGUAUCAUGGGAGUAGCUCCAAGUAUCGCCGCUACUUUAACAUAUGCAAUGCCAUGUGGCGGUCCUUUAUCCAUGGUCUGGAGUUGGUUAGUAGCAAGCUUCUUCAUCGCUUUGACAGGUCUGGCAUUAGGUGAUCUCGCAAGCUCGAUGCCAACUAGUGGAGGCUUGUAUUUCUGGACGUUUUCACUUUGUCCAAAAUAUUGCAGAAGAUUGACAUGCUGGUUAGUAGGAUAUGCAAACACACUUUCAACAACUUCAGCCGUUGCAUCGAUCGAUUGGGGUUGUGCACAAAUGAUCUUAGCAGCUGCUUCUAUAACAACGGAUGGAGCAUUCAGUGCUUCAAAUUGGCAAGUCUUAUUAACGUAUUACGCUGUCCUACUUUGUCAUGCAUGCAUCACUUCCAUCGGUACAAGAGCAUUAGCACGAUUACAAACAUUCGCAAUCACUUUAAAUGCCGCUUUAGCCGCUGCAGUAAUCAUUUCUCUAUGUACGGCCACUCCUGGUGAGUAUCGUAAUUCGGCAAAAUACGCUUUAACGGGUUGGUACAACGUUUCCGGCUAUACUGGCGGUGGUGCUUUCCUUCUAAGUAUGCUAAUGGCAGCUUGGACGAUCGCAUCGUAUGAUUCUUGCGUGCAUAUAUCCGAAGAAGCAUCAAAUGCCGCAACGGCUGUUCCUUUAGGUAUUUUCGCCUCAAUCGUUUUAGCAGCUUUAAUUGGAAUGGGAAUCUUGAUCAGCAUCACUUUUAACAUGGGAACAAAUUUGGAUGCAAUCAUCAAUUCAUCCGUUGGUCAACCAAUGGCAACGAUCUUCCUCAAUUCGUUAGGAAAGGAGGGUUGUUUAGCCAUUUGGACGUUUGUCAUCAUUACACAAUUCUUCAUGGGUGCUUCUAUGUCACUUGCAAGCUCUAGACAAGUCUUUGCAUUUUCCCGUGACGGUGCUUUGCCAUUUUCUGGUUGGAUAUAUAAGAUUAACAACUACACUUUGACCCCGGUAAAUCCAGCAUGGUUCAGUACAUUAAUCUCUGCUUUACUCGGUCUAUUGGGUCUUAUCAAUGAAGCAGCCGUCUCGGCCAUCUUUGCUUUGAGCGUUAUUGGCGCAGCAAUUGCUUAUUUUAUCCCGAUUUUCCUUCGCUUAAUCGGCCCAAAAGAGAAUUUCAAGCCAGGUCCAUGGUAUUUGGGUGAUUUCUGGUCUCCCGUUAUAGGAUGGGUUUCUUGCGCUUAUUUGAUCUUUAUCUCCGUCAUUCUUUGCAUGCCUUCUGCUCUUCCCGCUGUAGCGGAAGAUAUGAAUUAUGCUUCGCUCGUAACGGGUGCAGUAUUCAUUUUUGCAUUGGUUUGGUAUUACAUUCCUCAUUAUGGCGGUUCAAACUGGUUUACAGGACCGAAAUCAAACAUUGACGAUGAUUCGAUUCCAAAUAUUAAUGAAAGAGAAGAAGGAGAAGUUCAUUCGGUUGGAUCAGAUAAAGAUCAAAUCAAACAGCAAACUCAAUUUGUUGAAGUACAAAAGUAUGAUACCAGAGAACUGGAAUGA